Papaver somniferum (opium poppy) is the source of this 880-nucleotide messenger RNA. RefSeq lists its product as uncharacterized. The coding region runs from base 43 to 612 and encodes 189 amino acids. Gene Ontology annotation, cellular component: mitochondrial matrix. Lineage: Eukaryota; Viridiplantae; Streptophyta; Magnoliopsida; Ranunculales; Papaveraceae. The transcript has 3 exons. The record is from RefSeq and is a predicted model, not a curated record.
CUAAAACGAGUCAUCGAAGAAGAACUGGAAAGUGUCGAAGCUAUGGCUGAAGUUGAUCGCCUCAGUAAUCAGGGUGAUGAUAAUCUUGAGUUGCUGCUAGACCCAAAGGAAUGCCCGUUUGAGGUGGUCGACAAUCCCGGUGAGCAGACAGUCGUCUUGAAACGGAUGUUUGGAGAUAAUGAGUGUAUCCAAAUCGAUGUUGAUAUGCCAGGAGGAGAAGAUGACUUAGACGGUGAUAAUGAGGAUAGUGAUGAUGUUGAUGAGGAUUGUCAUGAUGGCAAGGGUAAUCAUGAGUUUAGUAUCCCUAUGAAGGUGACUAUAAGCAAAGGAGAUGGACCUUCUUUGGAGCUUUGUUGCUUUGGCAUUCCCGACGAUAUUGACAUUUAUAGCAUUUCACUGACGAGGCCUGAGUUUUCCCCUAAUCAGAUCCCUUACAAGGGUCCAGAAUUUCUGGAUUUGGAUGAGAAUUUACAAGCAUCUUUCAGGGAGUAUCUGGAAAUGAGAGGGAUUGAUGGCUCUUUGGCAAAUUACUUGCACAAGUACAUGAUGAAGAAACAAGGGAAAGAGUACAAGGAAUGGUUGAAGAGCAUGAAAGAGUUUGUUGAGAGCUGAGAAUUACAUACUUUUAAGAUUUAAAAGAAGUGUUUUGGGACAGGGUAUGUAUGCUUUUCUCUCUCCUUCUAGAAUACUUAUACUUUGGUAUAUGUUUCAGUGUAGUAUAAGGUUAGUUUUGAUGUCUAAAUGCUGCAGAAGUAUCCAGUUCAGUAACUCUAUUUCUGCCUAGUUAUUCACUUUUCCGGAAAGUUAUGUGAAAAUGAUAAAUGUUCAGAAUAUUGCAAGUCCAUUUUCUGGAGAGUUAUGAGAUUAUGCAUUUUCAUUU